Macrosiphum euphorbiae (potato aphid) is the source of this 297-nucleotide messenger RNA. The record is from the annotation of a GenBank genome assembly. NCBI's taxonomy places the organism in Eukaryota, Metazoa, Arthropoda, Insecta, Hemiptera, Aphididae.
AUGUCGAUUAAUCGUCUAUCAAUUUUGUUGGAUAAUCCAAUUUUAAGGAAUUCAUUUUUUAAAAAAAAAAGAGUUGGUAUUCAUCCUAUUAAUCGCCGCAGAUUAAUAUAUGGUGAAUAUCACCAUUUAUAUACUGAUUUACGAAAAUCACCGGAUAAAUUUUUUGAUUAUUUACGAAUGUCAGUUAAUACUUACGAUUUUAUAUUGAGUAAAAUCAAUCAUCGUAUUAGAAAGAAGAUUUCAAAUUUCAAAAAACCAAUAUCUCCUGCUGAAAGGUUGUAUGUAACUAUAAGGUAA